Molecule: messenger RNA, 5911 nt
Organism: Phalacrocorax carbo (great cormorant)
Lineage: Eukaryota; Metazoa; Chordata; Aves; Suliformes; Phalacrocoracidae
Source: RefSeq, a predicted model, not a curated record
CCGGUUUGAAGGGUCGUGUGCCGGAGCCGGGGAGGAGAGAGCGAUGUGAGCGUUCCAGGAGUCGGGGCAAAACUCCUGCCUCUUCCCUCUUUCCCUCCUCUGGCCUCUGUGUUUCGUCCUCUGAAGCUUGUUUUCCCUUCCUAAUGGCCCCAGCCCCACCUCGCCUGGGGUUUUUGCUCCUUCUGGCUUGCUGCUUUUCCUCAUCUGAAACGCAGCUCCUGGACUGGACUUGGGGCAGCAGGAAGACCACGGGAAGCCCGGCGGCACCCGGUGAAGGAAGCACAGUGCCGGAGCCGCUUGCCUCUGUGGCAGCCACCACCCCCAGCGCGUCCCCAGGGAUGUGGGCUGGGCGGGUGGUGGGGGACAUCACCACACCACAACGCCAGGACCUGGAUCCCAGCACAGCAGCACCUGAAGGCAACCGAACCACAGCCGAAAACACCAAGCAGUGGGUCAGGAAUGUCACAGAGCUGGUGGAGAGCAUGGCAUGGCCAAGCAUCACUCCUCCCCACAGCAUGUCACCUGCCCCUGGCCAGGAUGCGGCCAGCAGCUCCACUAAGGACCUGUGGCUCCUGGGGACAGGGACCACUGAGGACCCACAGCUCCUGGGGACGGGGACCGCUGAGGACCCGCGGCUCCUGGGGAUGGGGAGUGCUGAGGACCCACAGCUCCUGGGGACGGGGACCACUGAGGACCUACGGCUGCUGGGGACAGGGCACCCCACAGCGAUGGGUACAAAGGUGUCCUUGCAGAGACCGGCGGGUCCCCAGCCAGAGAACCUGAGCACUGAGGUCAGCCUCCUGGAGCUGAUUGGAGACCCCCCACCAGAGGAGAUCCUCAAAAUUUACGGCCCCGACAACAACCCCGGCUAUGUCUUUGGCCCCAAUGCCAACACAGGCCAGGUGGCCCGGUACCACCUGCCAAGCCCUUUCUACCGGGACUUUUCCCUCCUGUUCCACAUCCAGCCCACCACCCCCCGGGCUGGCGUGCUCUUUGCCAUCACGGACUCCUCACAGAGCAUCAUCUAUGUGGGCGUCAAGCUCUCGGAGCUGCGGAUGGGCAAGCAGCAGAUCAUCUUUUACUACACAGAGCCAGGCUCGCCAAGAUCAUAUCCAGCAGCCUUCUUCACCGUGCCCACCUUACUCAACCAGUGGACGCGCUUUGCCAUCAGCGUGGAGGAGGACGAGGUCGUUCUCUACCUGGACUGUGAGGAGCACGAGCGGGUUCACUUUGAGCGCUCCCCAGAUGAGAUGGAGCUGGAAGAUGGCUCCGGGCUCUUUGUUGCUCAGGCUGGAGGAGCUGAUCCAGAUAAAUACCAGGGGGUGAUUGCUGACUUGAAGCUGCAAGGGGACCCGCGGGCAGCCGAGCACCAGUGUGAGGAAGAGGAGGAUGACACUGAGGAGGUAUCUGGUGAUUUUGGCAGUGGGGCAGAAGGUGGACACCAACACUCAGGGAAAAACAGGGGUGUCCCGGGGCUGGUGGAUGCUGUCCCCGUCACCUCUCCCCCCGUGGCAGUGGACGGCGGGCUGAGGCGUGGCGGGGGCUCCCUGCAGAAAGCUGAGAGGACCGGAGUGAAGGAGACACUGCAGGUCUCCGCAGGAGGCACCGGCCCCAAAGGCGAAAAGGGGGAGAAGGGCGAGCGUGGCCUGAAAGGUGACUCGGGGACAGGCAGCAUUGUGGGGACAGGCAGUGUCAAGGGUGAAAAGGGGGAGAAAGGAGAAUUGGGCGUUAAGGGCAGUGCUGGAUUUGGCUACCCUGGCUCCAAGGGACAGAAAGGGGAGCCAGGCAACCCUGGGACCUUCUCACGGCACACCGACGGCGUGAUGGUGGAGCAGGUCACCGGUCCCCCAGGGCCACCAGGGAAGGAUGGACCCCCUGGCAGGGACGGCGAGCCUGGUGAUCCUGGCGAGGAUGGCAAACCCGGUGAUACAGGACCGCAGGGGUUUCCUGGGAUGCCAGGGGAGCCUGGUCUGAAGGGUGAGAAGGGCGACCCAGGCGUGGGACCAAGGGGACCUCCUGGACCCCCUGGUCCCCCGGGGCCACCAGGACCCUCCUCGAAGCAUGACAAGCUGACCUUUAUUGACAUGGAGGGCUCUGGCUUCAGCAGCGAUCUGGAUAGCCUGCGGGGUCCACGAGGGCCACCUGGUCCCCCGGGGCCACCUGGUGUGCCUGGUUUGCCGGGGGAGCCAGGACGGUUUGGGAUGAACCGUACAGACCUGCUGGGACCACCAGGGCUGCCAGGCAAAGAUGGGACCCCUGGGCCCCCUGGGCCAGUGGGUCCUCACGGUCCUCCUGGAAGAGACGGGGCAGCUGGGCAGCCAGGGCCCAAAGGAGAGCGGGGCGAUGUGGGUGACCUCGGCCUCCCUGGUGCACCAGGACCCAAGGGCAGCAAGGGAGAAAUGGGACCGGCUGGAGCUCCGGGAGAAAUAGGGUUAGCUGGUCUUCCUGGGCCCAUCGGACCCCGAGGGCAGCCAGGGCCCCCAGGUCCCCCGGGACCACCGGGGCCAGGCUAUGAGGUUGGAUUUGGCGACAUGGAGGGCUCAGGGCUGUCAUUUGCUGCCAGCUCCCCCGGACCACCUGGACCUGAAGGACCACAGGGCGUGCCAGGACUGCCAGGGGUGAAGGGGGAGGUCGGCAGCCCCGGGCAGCCUGGCUUGCCAGGACCAAAGGGAGAUGCUGGUGUGCCCGGCGUGGACGGCCGCCCUGGACUCGAGGGCUUCCCUGGACCGCAGGGACCCAAAGGUGACAGCGGCAGCCCUGGCGAGAAGGGUGAGCGAGGCCAAGAUGGUGUGGGGCUGCCUGGACCCCCUGGUCCACCUGGUCCCCCUGGACAGGUCAUCACUGUCUCAAGUGAAGAUAAGUCUUUAGCAGCUUUGCCCGGUCCAGAGGGCAGACCAGGUCAUGCUGGCUUCCCGGGCCCAGUGGGACCGAAAGGAGAUCGGGGGUUGUCUGGUCCCCAGGGCUCCCCAGGGUUGAAGGGAGAGAAGGGGGAGCCUGGUGUCAUCAUCAGCCCCGAUGGGACCAUGGUCACCGCAAAGAUGAAAGGAGAAAAGGGGGAGCCAGGGCUCCGGGGACCUAUGGGACCCUCGGGUCCCCAGGGACGAGCAGGGAUGAAGGGAGAGAUUGGCUUUCCGGGCAGACCUGGACGUCCUGGCAUGAACGGGCUGAAGGGCGAGAAGGGUGACCCUGCAGAUGUUAGUAGCAUGCUGGGCUUGCGGGGUCCCCCAGGACCCCCGGGUCCCCCAGGUCCCCCUGGGCCACCUGGCAGCAUAGUCUACGACAACAGCAAUGCCUUCAGUGACUCCGGCCAGCCCGUGCUGCCAGCCUUCCCUGGUUUCCACCAGUUUCCAGGACAAAAGGGAGAGAAAGGCGAUACUGGAGCCCCAGGGCCCCCAGGCCACUUCCCCUAUGACCUGAGUCACUUCAGUGCCAACCUGCGGGGUGACAAGGGGGAGGCAGGUUCCAAGGGCGAGAAGGGCGAGCCAGGCAGCACCCCGCUCUACGGACCCAGCGUCUCUGGGCUGCCAGGGCCUGCUGGGCCCCAGGGCUAUCCUGGGCUGCCGGGUCCCAAGGGGGACAGUAUCGUUGGGCCACCAGGGCCUCCUGGACCUCAGGGCCCGCCCGGUAUUGGAUAUGAGGGGCGGCAGGGCCCCCCGGGCCCUCCUGGCCCCCCUGGUCCACCCUCCUUCCCAGGCCCCCACAGACAAGCUAUCAGCAUCCCUGGGCCCCCUGGACCACCAGGACCCCCUGGACCACCAGGGACCAGUGGGAUGACCUUGGGGAUGCGCACCCUGCUGACCUACCAGGCGAUGCUGAGCGCCACGCAUGAGUUGCCUGAGGGCAGCCUCGUCUUCCUGACCGACCGGCAGGAACUCUACAUCCGCCUGCGUGGGGGCUUCCGCCGGGUGCUGCUGGAAGAGCACACCUUCAUCACCAGCUCGGCUCUGGACAAUGAGGUGUAUGACAAGCCCCCCAGCAUCCACUACGCUGGACCCCAGCCCCCCCUCCAGCCCCACGGACCCCUGCACCCCGUCCAUAACCACAGCCCCUCACCCACUGUCCGACCCUGGCGUGGGGAUGAGGUGGUGGCCAACCAGCACCGCCGGCCCGAGCAACGUCUGCUCCACCACCAGCAUGAACUCCUCAACAGCUACUACAUCCACCGCCGGCCAGAUCCGGCACCCGUGGCCACCCACGUGCACCAGGACUUCCAGCCUGCCCUUCACUUGGUGGCCCUGAAUGCCCCGCUGAGCGGUGGCAUGCAUGGCAUUCGGGGUGCUGACUUCCAGUGCUUCCAGCAAGCCCGGCAGGUCGGGCUGGCUGGCACCUUCCGUGCCUUCCUCUCCUCCCGCCUGCAGGACCUCUACAGCAUCGUGCGCAGGGCUGACCGCAGCGCCGUGCCUAUCGUCAACCUCCAGGACGAAGUGCUCUUCAGUAACUGGGAAGCCCUUUUCACGGGCAGUGGGGCCCCACUGCGAGCCGGCGCCCGCAUCCUCUCCUUUGACGGCCGGGAUGUCCUGAGGGAUGCAGGAUGGCCACAGAAGAGCAUCUGGCACGGCUCAGAUGCCAAGGGCCGGCGCUUGCCCGAGAGCUACUGUGAGACGUGGCGGACAGAUGAGCGAACUGCCACUGGCCAGGCUUCCUUGCUGGGCUCUGGCAAGCUGCUGGAGCAGGUGGCCAGCAGCUGCCAACAUGCCUUUGUUGUCCUCUGCAUCGAGAACAGCUUCAUGACUGCUGCCAAAAAGUGACACCACCACCCCACCCCCAUCUCCUGGGUUCCCUGCAUCUCCCUGGGGAGGGUUGGGCCAGUCUGCACCCCAGCACCUGUGUGGUCCUCAGCCCCUCCAUCUCCUGCCCUUGCCCUGCAGGGUUUUCUCCUCCUGCAGACCUGAAGCCAAAGAGUAGCGCCAUCACCCCACCCUGGGUUGGCAGGGGCUCGCAUCCCACCUGGGGCAGGGCAGCUGGGGGCUGGCUGCCUUUCUCCUCUUCCUCACACUCCACUUCUCUUCUAACCCCUAAUAUUUAACCAUUUCAGCUUGCAUCCACCACCUGCGCGGAUGCUCUUUUUGGGGUAGCUGGGUGGGAGGAUGCUCAGCAGGGAGAUUUUGGCGGUGCCAUGCAGUGUGCCCUCCCUGAAAGCCUUGAGGGUGUUUCUGUGACACCCCCUCCAGCCCUGCACAGUCCUCGUCAGGAGCUCAGGGCUGGACCCAAAUCCCUGCUGCUGAGGCCAUGGGGUCUUUUCCAGCCAAAGCCCCAGCAUCCCACCCAAGCAAGGGACCAUCAUCUGGCAGUGCCAGGGCUCCUUCCAGAUGGUCUCCAUCCUCUCCAGGUAAGGACCUUCCCACCCAGACCCACAUCAUCAUCCUCACCUCCAGCCCCCAGCCAGCAGCUCACGAGUCCUGGGGUGGGGGGCAGGUUCUGGUCCCCUCCAAUCCCUGCUGUGCCCCCCCCCACCCUGGGUACAGCCACAGCCAGGACAGCAUGGGGACUGGGGUAAUGGGGUGACCCUGGUGUGGGGCCAGGCAUGCCCUUGGCACGUGUUUACGAGCAUGUGCGUGUUGAAUGCGCCUGGUACCGAGGGCAGGCACUGCCAUCACCCCCCCUCCCCAUGCAACCUUUGCAGUGCUCUAAGGGCCAAGGCACAACAAAGCUGGUUUGAAUUGGUGUGGGCAAAUCCAAGGUGCUAAAAAAAAAACAAAAAAAGACAAAUCUGUAACUAGCUUUUUAUUAUUGUAUGGAAAUCAUUACCAUAAAAGCUGUGCGAGUCACACGGUCUCUAUUUCUUACAGUCUACUGUAUUUUGUGUAAUUAAUGCAAUUUAAAGCCUGUGGAUCUUUAUAUUUUUUUUGUCAGUUGUGUCCUAUAAACCAUUUUCUAAAGGCACUGAAUAAAGAAAUGUUAUCCUCUUGUA